GGCCUGUCUUCCAUGGCAUCGCAGCGCGCCUCGCGCCUUGUUGUAGUCUCUUACGUCCUGCUAUCUCGUUCUUAGCGCUUUCCUGAUCAUUUGUCUCUGCUCUUCUCCGACGAUCACGGAUGCUCUCUUGCUCUUGACUUUCAUGACCCUCACGCUCAACGCGACCCUCGCUCAACGACCCUCUCUCAACCACUCACAACGACCUCCCGCGAUGAACCCGGAUGCAUUCAGCUCGUUCCUGGCCGCCACCUGCUCCUGGGUCAAGACUUCUCGUCCCGCUGACGCGCAAAGGACCGUCGUCACACUGACACCUACGGACCCUAUAACCCUCGACAAGCCUCCCCUCUUGUCUCAGACCGUGCCGGUACCAGACUCUAUACCUCAUCGCAUAAAGCGCAAGCCCCCUCCUCGCAUCUUGGAACUUACUUCGACCGGCCCAGAACCACUUUCCCACAGCUUCAAGGUGCACACCGACAUGCUCUUCCCCUCGCCAGAUAUGCGCCCUCCCAGCAUCAUUCUGUCCACCAGCCCACCUCCUCGAUCGCAUCCCACGAGAUAUGACUCUGACUCGACGACAAUGCUAGGCCAUACAGACCUCUCGAGUCUGAAGGCGCGCCCGACGUCGCUUGCCGGCAGGCAGGAUCCGCAGACACGCCCCCGCUCCUUGACGUUACCCGGAUUAUCUUCGACGCUAGAACUAGGAAGUCCUUCAUCGGAGACGCAGGGGAAGUCAAUGGCCAUGCAUAGACCGCGCACUUCUCCCAGAGGCCCGCGACCCAACGCCGUCUCACUCCCGCGCUCGCCCUCGCGGCCUCUUAGGGGCACACGAUUCAUCACCGACGCCGACGAGCCCGACGACGACACGCAUCCUCAUACUUUCCCGAUCCGCGCCCUUUCGCCGUCUGCCGCGAAGCGCGGCUUUCUCAGGAUCGUCAUCCCGCGGAACCGGUUAUCAUUCGAGCAGCCACCACUCGGAACCUACAAUCACCAUACCUCGGGCGCAGUGACAUGCAGCUCGACGUUAUCCUUCGACUUCCCUCUCCCUCCUCCUGUCAUCGUCCUGCCCGACCUCGGCAGCUCUGUAUCGUUCGUUGAGAGCACCCUUGACGCCCUGUCGCGCGCAGGAAUGGAUAGCUCCAGCGAUCUGGAUCUCACUACAGCGCCGACCUCUCUCCGGACCUCUUUCAUGGACUCGGACUCCUUCUACACGGUAGCGUCGACGACUUGGGACGCUUCACAGGGAGGAGAGGUCGUACAGAGGAAGAAUCGACCGCUACCCUCAAUACCUUCGCUGGCUUCCUCUCUUCAUGCACCUCUGCGCAUUCGGUUUGCCCAUCCUCCCGCCUCCGAUAUCAUCUUCAAGGAGAACCGGCUACCGACGCCUGAACAGCUCGAGCGUGCCGCGCGUCUGCCGGUCAUCUCAGAAGAUGGGUCGGAGGUGCCCUUCUACGACCUAUGGAAGGACCAGAAGACCAUCGUUGUAUUCAUUAGGCACUUCUGGUGUCCAAUGUGUCAAGAUUACAUGUUCUCCAUCUCUCGAUCCGUGUCUCCCAAAGCCCUUCGUCAAGCCGGAGUCGAGCUCGUCGUUAUCAGCAACGGCUCCUUCAAGAUGAUUCCGUCCUACCGAAAAAUAUUCCGCACGCCAUUCGCGCUGUACACCGACCCGACUCACGCCGUGUACAACGCUUUGGGGAUGACAAUCCAGAGCCUCGAGAAGGGCCCGCGAUCAUCAUACAUCAAGCACGGCAUGGCGGGUGGCAUCGCCAUGGUCGUUGGCAAUGCGUUCAAAUCGGGCAUGCCGCUCUUCGCAGAUGGCGGAGAUAUCUCUCAGCUAGGUGGAGAGUUCGUCAUGGGACCAGGCCUGACCUGCACCUUCGCCCAUCGCAUGCGCUACACGCGUGCGCAUACGAGCAUCCUUAACGUCGUGGCGGAGGCGGGCGUCGAUAUGGUCGCGCAUGUGGAGCUCGAGCGCGGGGCCUCAUCAGGGCGAGCCCUUGAUGGUAUGUCGGAUGCGGAGGCCGCCUCGUGGAUGAGCAGCCGACGGAAGCAGCUCAAGGCGCUGGCAGCGCGUAAAGCGCGGAGGAGAGGCGGCGAGCGCUAUUGCGACGCUCAGGACGUGCGGCUGCCGUCUGAGUCUACGCAUGAAGGGUCUGCGGGGACCGCCGAGGACAUGGAAGCCAGUGAGUCAGGCUGCUCGAGCACGAGUAUCGCCACCACUGGGGAGAUGGACUCUUACGGAUACCUGCGCUCUGAGUGCUCUGGAGCGUAUGUGUGCUCUGACUCGCUAUGUUCUGGUUCGCCGCGUGCCAGUAUGUCCAUCUCCAUAGGCACAUCCUCAUUGCGCUCUUGGAUGGACCGAGAUUCGGCGCUCUCGGAGAUGAGAAGUGCAAGCAACACUACUGCAGAUACCAUCGUUUACGAGGAUGUGGAUCGUCGCACGUGUACAGGAAUCGCUUGUUGAAGGGCCAGAAUAUCACCGUACAUAAUCAUCAGUCAUUGUAUGUGGACGAGCCUACUGUAGUCACCCAUAUAGUUCCACCUUCUUGCUCCUCGCAGUGAAUUCGCAUCUAAUCGGAUAUUUUCCUUGGUUCCAAA
Molecule: messenger RNA, 2595 nt
Organism: Schizophyllum commune H4-8
Lineage: Eukaryota; Fungi; Basidiomycota; Agaricomycetes; Agaricales; Schizophyllaceae
Exons: 4
Coding region: 143-2461 (772 amino acids)
Source: RefSeq, a predicted model, not a curated record